AUGGCAGGCCCACCACCACCACCCCCGCCACCUCCUCCGGGAGCACCAAAUUUAAGUACGCCAGCCUCAGCACCACCCCCUGCUGCUGCUGCUAUGCAACCUGGAAGGGAUGCCUUGCUCGGUGAUAUUAGAAAGGGAGCAAAGUUGAAAAAAGCAGUGACGGUUGAUAAAUCAAAGCCAAUGAUUGAUGGGAAACUGUCCAUCACUACAAGUGCACCAUCGCUGCUGGCACAGGGAAAUGCUGUAUCUGCUCCACCUCCAUCCAUUCCAACAGGUGCACCUCAAUUGGGUGAUAUAUUUGCCGGGGGAAUGCCAAAAUUGAAGCAUGUCGAUAAUAGAGCAGGAAUCACGCCUCAAUCAGCUCCAAAAAUACCAACCAAGACACCAGUUCCUCCCUCGGUCAGACCUUCAAAACAAGCAGGGUCUGCAGCGCCACCAAUCCCAAGAAACAAUCCACCGACACUGACAGCACCACCAAUCUCCACGAGCGUACCACCGGCCCCUAAGGUUCCUCCUACUCGACCAAAGAAACCCAGUCAUGUGAAAAACAGCUCCAUUAGCUCGACAAACUCAAUUGAAUCAGCUUCCAAGCCUCCCCCAUUACCUUCAGGACCUCCACCACUUCCCACAACAGCUCCACCAAUUCCUACAAACUCGAAGCCUUCAAAGAAAACGGCACCAUCAAAUUCUAUGCCCCCAGCACCGCCAGCACCACCAGCGCCACCAGCGCCACCAGCGCCACCAUCUAUGGCAUCACCGACAUCGUCAGCCUCAUCAAACUCAGCCGCUCCUACAGCUCCUCCAUUACCGGCGGGAGGCUUGCCUUUCUUAAGUGAAAUCAAUGCAAGAAGGGAUGAUAAGAACGUGAUUGAUAAGGCACCAUCAGCCUCGGGCAACACACUGAGCAAACUAGGAACACCAAGCGCGCCACCUCGUCUACCAAAUGCUGCUGCCCCUAAAGCACCACCGUUGCCACAAAGCUCUGCCCCUAAAGCACCACCGUUGCCACAAAGCUCUGCACCAAAGGCACCACCGUUGCCACAAAGCUCUGCACCAAAGGCACCACCGUUGCCACAAAGCUCUGCACCAAAGGCACCACCGUUGCCACAAAGCUCUGCACCAAAGGCACCACCGUUACCACAAAGCUCUGCACCAAAGGCACCACCGUUACCACAAAGCUCUGCACCGAAAGCUCCCCCGGUGCCAUCCGCUGUCCCUGCACCACCUGCACCACCUCCUCCAUCCUUAACACCAAAGACGCCCACUUCGAAGAGCUCUACAAAGUCAGCGUUUUCAUCAUCCGCACCUGCACCUGCGCCUCCAGCUGGGGGUGCUUUACCCUUUUUGGCUGAAAUUAAUGCAAAAAGAGACGAUUCAUUUGUGGUAGAUGGUAGCCUGAAGUCACACACUACCCAACCAGAGUUCUCUACAGAAACAUCGUCGCUGACGAAAGAAAUUGGAAAUGGGUCACAAAGCAAUUUCGUGGGGAAAUCCAAAAAAUCCGCGCCAUCUGCCCCACCCAUACCAAACUCUAGUGUCCCUCCUAUUCCAGGAAUGUUGCCACUGCAGAGGAAACCAACUCAAAUACCAACCCCACCAGCGCCAUCCCAACAAUCUUCGAUUCCACCAACACCAAAAACCCCACCUGUUUCCCAAAAAGUAAAACCAUUGAUUCCACCAGUGUCAAAUGAUUCAUCUUCACAUGAUGACACUAACAACAGUCAGACUUCCCCGCUGCGAGCUCCACCGCUACCAACAGGAGGUCCUCCACUGCUGCCACCACCACCACCUACGUCAUCAGCACCCGCAAUGCCAAAACUUAAGAAAGCUGCACCACCUCCACCGCCGCCUUCAGGAUCCUCUCCGUCGUCAUCUUCGACGGUUUCGAGGAGCAGGACGUCCUCGUCACAGCAGCAGCAGAACAACUAUGAACUUGACUCCAAACAGCACGCUGGUUCAUCAUUGAGGAAGAUAUCAGCACUGGCUUAUACUAUAAAUGGACACAGCAACAGUUCAUCUUCAGGACAGAAAGUCGUUAUUGAUGACAAGAGGUUUAAAUUUGUCAAUGCCAACGCAUUACCUAACCCUAGGCGAUAUGAAGGCGCAAAGAAGUUGUAUCCCAGUGGAAGAGGUUCGUCAAUCCCUUUAGACUUGAGUUUAUAUGAUUGA
Lodderomyces parapsilosis is the source of this 2169-nucleotide messenger RNA. RefSeq names its product Vrp1p (gene VRP1). The transcript has a single exon. The coding region runs from base 1 to 2169 and encodes 722 amino acids. Lineage: Eukaryota; Fungi; Ascomycota; Pichiomycetes; Serinales; Debaryomycetaceae. Gene Ontology annotation, molecular function: actin binding. The record is from RefSeq and is a predicted model, not a curated record.